GGGUCCUUUGACAGUGAUGAAGCUGGUUGUGCAGUUCUGGGCAGUUCAGUCGGCCUGAAUUGGAGCUGGGAAGUGGUCUGAGUGGUUCAGUUACACAGGCAAACAAAAUGGCAUCCAUGUUGGCACACACUAUCAGAAACUGUCCAGUUAAUUCCUCUUGGGCUGCUUAUCUCACUGCAAGAUCCCUGAGUUCUACUUCACACCUUCAAGCUCAAGUUCAACCGAAAACCAAGAAGACCCUGUCUAAAACCGGUGUUAAGAAUGUUGUUUUGGUAGAGGGUGUUCGUACACCUUUUCUGCUAUCUGGAACAGCUUACAAUGAUUUGAUGCCACAUGACCUGGCCAGAGCAGCUUUUCAGGGUCUUCUCACGAGAACAAGUCUACCAAAAGAUGCUGUUGACUAUAUCAUUUAUGGAACGGUUAUCCAGGAAGUCAAGACAAGCAAUGUUGCAAGAGAGGCUGCCUUGGGAGCAGGAUUCUCUGAAAAAACUCCAGCUCAUACAGUUACUAUGGCAUGCAUCUCUUCUAAUCAGGCAAUGACUACAGGUGUUGGUCUGAUUGCCUCAGGCCAGUGUGAUACCGUGGUAGCAGGAGGAGUGGAGUUCAUGUCUGAUGUUCCUAUUCGUCACAGUCGGAAGAUGAGGAAGACCUUGCUGUCACUGAAUAAAGCGAAGACUAUGGGCCAGAGACUGGCACUUCUCGGCAAACUACGGCUUGAUUUUUUUGCACCAGAGCUCCCAGCAGUUGCAGAGUUUUCCACUAGUGAGACAAUGGGUCACUCUGCAGACAGGCUUGCUGCUGCCUUUGGAGUUACCCGUGUGGAGCAGGAUGAGUUUGCUUUGCGUUCUCACACACUUGCCAAAAAGGCUCAGGAUGCAGGCCUUCUUAGUGAUGUGAUCAAGUUCAAAGUGCCAGGACGGGACACCAUCACAGCAGACAACGGGAUUAGACCAAGCUCAAUGGAGCAGAUGGGCAAACUGAAGGCUGCUUUUAUCAAGCCCCAUGGAACAGUCACUGCUGCAAACUCUUCUUUCUUGACUGAUGGCGCUUCAGCUGUCCUUCUGAUGUCUGAAGAGAAAGCACUUGCUAUGGGAUACAAACCAAAAGCAUACCUAAGGGAUUUUGUGUAUGUAUCCCAGGAUCCAAAAGAUCAGCUUCUGUUGGGCCCAACAUAUGGUACUCCUAAAGUUCUUGAGAAGAGUGGUUUGACAAUGGCUGAUAUUGAUGUUUUUGAGUUCCAUGAAGCAUUUGCAGGACAGAUCAUCGCUAACAUGAAAGCUAUGGACUCUGACUGGUUUGCACAAACCUAUAUUGGCAAGAAAUCGAAGGUCGGUGCUCCUCCCAUGGAGAAGUUUAACAAUUGGGGUGGGUCCUUGUCUUUGGGACAUCCAUUUGGGGCCACAGGCUGCCGACUGGUAACAACUGCAGCAAACAGAAUGAUUAAGGAAGGAGGACAGUAUGCUGUUGUAGCUGCCUGUGCUGCAGGAGGACUGGGUCAUGCCAUGAUUGUGGAAGCCUAUCCCCAGUAAAGAUUGAAUUGUCAAAUGCCCUAGUUAAUCCCAUUCCAAUGCACUUACUAACAGAAAACAAAAAGGCAGACAGUCUUGGUUCUUUUAUUUGAAUGGAAACACUGUGCCUUUGCAGAUACUUUACCAGUUUGCCUUGACCGUUAAUGAACUGAGUUAUAGAAGCUUUUGGAGAUGGUGACUACAGAUCCCAGAAGAGAAAAGUCCAAGAACAGCAUUGCUAUAGAUUAUUUCUGUUUCCUUUCUUCCCCAACAGUUAACUUUGUGGUAAUAUAAAAUAAUAUUGUAAUAAGUAAGAUAAUAAAUACAGUUUUAAUAAAAAUAAAAA
Molecule: messenger RNA, 1854 nt
Organism: Polyodon spathula (Mississippi paddlefish)
Lineage: Eukaryota; Metazoa; Chordata; Actinopteri; Acipenseriformes; Polyodontidae
Product: trifunctional enzyme subunit beta, mitochondrial-like
Exons: 16
Coding region: 108-1529 (473 amino acids)
Biological process (GO): fatty acid beta-oxidation
Molecular function (GO): acyltransferase activity, transferring groups other than amino-acyl groups
Source: RefSeq, a predicted model, not a curated record